This is a messenger RNA of Heterobilharzia americana, 4520 nucleotides long. The record is from the annotation of a GenBank genome assembly. Lineage: Eukaryota; Metazoa; Platyhelminthes; Trematoda; Strigeidida; Schistosomatidae.
AUUGGCGCUCGAUUUGUCCCUGGGCUUGUAGUAAGGCGUUAUGUAGCCAGUUUUCCAUUCAAUGGGUAUGCGCCACUUUCCAUUGAUAGGGUGAAUAAGAAAGACAUAUCGUCACAGCUGUUCCUGAUGACAAUUGAAUUUACGUUGCCUAUUCCCCGUUCCUGCUGAUAGCCGCAAGUUUAUGAUAGCCUACGUGAUACUUUUGACAGUAAAAUUCACAUUAGCGCAUGAACCUGUAGUGAGAAGCAUAAAAGUGGAGGAGUUAAGUGUGCUAGGACUACAUUUUACGAAGGAUUCGCUGAAUAGUUCACAAACUUCGGAGGGAUCGUUACAAACCAUCCCGUUCUGUAAUAAACAGGCCAUACCUCUAGAUGCCUGCAAAAGUUUAUUCAAAAACGAGGUCAGACUAUGCAUCCUAGAGACACUUUUCAGGGCAUUCAGCCCUUCGCUUGUUGAGUCUCCUUCACAUAAGGUCUUUGUUGCCUGAUAAGUGUCGUAGAUUGAGUGCAACGCCAGAAAGUCUUUAGAGGAAUGAUAUAGCUAAGAUAGUUCCCGUUAUUUGUUCCUAGGUAUUUGAGGGAUGUAUUCGUCCGCAUUCUUCACCUUAACCGCUCUCAUAGGAGCAGCGAUAUCUGAAAAUAGCAUAAUACUUCCAUAGGAAAACGAAAGUGACUCUGUUUAUGAGGCCGCUAUGAAGUACUCAUCCCAUGGGCUGCACCUGAGGAGCUCGAUGAAUACCUUCCAGUCCGUGAUAAUGGUUACAGAAACUUGGUGUACCAAUGAUAUUUGCGACGCAGAGAUCUCCAUUGACAACUAUUCCUUGUUCAGGAAGGAUAGACUGCAUGGUAGGGGAGGAGGGUGCAUUAUCUAUGUAAAGUCUGACAUCACUGCUACGCAGUGCCCUACAUCUGAGCUAAACGAGAUUGACGACUCAGUAUGGAUUAUCGCAAAACUUACUCGCUCCACUUCCCUCCUAAUAGGAUGCAUUUACCGGCCCCCUUCCUCCUCAGUCGAAUACGACGACAAGCUAACAAGCGUGUUCGCCCGUGUGGCAACACUACCACACACAGCGAAAAUUAUAUGUGGUGACUUUAACAUGCCAGAUAUAAAGUGGCGACCAAUUAGCUAUCCAGAGCGCUUUGAUAAAUUCAUAAGCAUUCUUGAAACAGAGGGUUGGCAACAACAUGUGGAACACCCUACCAGGUACAAUAGUGUCCUGGACCUAGUCUUCACAAACGGAACCACACCCACAAAACUCCAAGUGGGUACACAACUUCCAGGUAGCGAUCACAAGGUUGUAUAUGGAUACUUCAAUAUAACCAGCACAAAAGUGGCCCAAAAGUCAGGAACAGUACUAACUAGAAAUUACAAGUAUGCCAAAUGGGACGAACUACAAUCGUUUCUGCGCUGCCUAGAUUGGAGCCCCUACUUUACCAACAGUUCAGCCAAAGAACUCUGUGAUCUAUUCUAUGAAUAUAUAGGCACAGCUCAAGACUAUGUUGCUCCACCGCUCCGAAGAGAAAUUAAGAAAAACAGAGCUGACUAUAUACCAAAGAAAGUACGCAUCCGCAUGCGAAACCAUGUCAGAGAGUACUAUAAGUCGAAUGACUUUUCGUCGCUUGUCACACUCAAAGACACAUACGACACAUUCAAGGCAGAAAGAGUAAUAGAAGCCGUUAAACAAGAACGCAUCCAAUGUAGUAAAACUAGUAAUACAGAAGCACUAGUGAGACUGAUGAAAACCCGGAUAAGUAGCUCCAGAAAUAGUACCCCUAGUUUAAUCAUGGACAACGGCAUCCUCUACGAUAACCCACUACAAAUCAGCGAGCUGUUCGGUUACCAGUUUGCUAGCUGCUUUACACAAGAGGACGAAAUAAAAGUCAUUGGUGCACCGUCAACACCAACUCACUCCAUAAGUACAGUGCUCUUCUCUAAACAAAACAUUUCUCUAGCUAUAGCAUCACUUCGAACCUCAUACAGUGCGGGGCCUGAUGGAAUUCCAACCAUCUUGUUAAAAAGAGGUGGCGAAGAUAUACCGCUGAUUCUCUUGAAGCUCUUUAAUACGUCCCUCUCCAGUGGCAAUUACCCUGAGAACUGGAAACUAUCAUACAUAUGUCCUAAGCAUAAAUGUGGACCAACAUCUAAUAUAGAAAACUACCGACCUAUAAACAUCACGUCAGUAGUAUCCAGGACUAUGGAAAAGGUGAUUGUGAAAGCAGUUGUCGACUAUAUGACGACUAACCAAUUACUCUCACCAGCACAACAUGGAUUCUUGAAAGGCCGGUCAUGCACUACAAGCUAUCUUGACUAUCUAGACAACGUUACAAGCAAGCGUGACCAAGGCCUAUUUGUAACUACCCUUUUCUUAGACUUCAAGCAAGCAUUCGAUAAGGUGCCUCACAAACGCCUGGUCACUAAGUUGCAAUCAUAUGGUUUCCGAGACCCGUUACUGUCCUGGCUCAGAACAUCUUUAGAGGGUCGCUUCCAAGUAGUAAAAUUCAGUAAUUGCUACUCCACCCCUAGACUUAUACAAAGUGGUGUCGUCCAGGGUAGUGUGCUAGGACCGAUACUUUUCCUAAUCUAUGUAAACGAUAUCUGCAGUGUUAUCCGAAAUGGCAUACCCUACCUUUUCGCUGACGACUUGAAGAUAGUCUACAGCUUUUCUCCUGCAGCACUAACACAGGGUUUCUCUCAAAUACAAGAAGAUCUGAAGAGGAUAUUCAUAUGGAGCGAGACCUGGCAGCUCCCUCUAAACCCAAAUAAAAGUGGCAUCCUCCAUUUCAAUAAAUCCCACCCAGAAGUAACGCUACACUUGGGUGAUAUUGCACUGCAGGUAUACAACACUGUGAAAGACCUCGGAAUCACUUACUCCAGAAGUUUGACUUUUACGGAGUAUGCAGACUCAGUAGUUUCCAAGGGCAGAAGACUCAUCGGUCUUCUACACAGAAACAUACUCAUACCUGAGGCAAAACUUAUACUGUACAAGGCUAUGGUUCGCCCAAUAUUAGAGUACUGCACCGUUAUCUAUGGUAGCAUGAAUGUGUCGGACAGAAUUCGAGUAGAGAACAUUCAACGGAACUUUACUCGGCGCCUACUAAUACAUAACGAAGGACUUCCUUACGAAGCAAGAUGCAAAAAACUAGGACUAGAAUCACUCUGGCUGAGACGCCUGAAGCUCAACUUAACACUUCUUUUUCGUCUUUUAUUUACAAACCCUAAAACGAAAUGUGCUGUCACUUUUAAAACAACACAGGCAUAUAAUCUGCGUAAUAGCGAGAACAUCAUCCCAAUAAAUAAGUAUCGCUCAAAACUUCGAUGUAGGUUUUUCAUAACGCAAUACAGUAUGCUGUGGAACAAACUUCCCGCUCCUAUACGAGCAUGCCGUUCGCUCGGCCAGUUUCAACGACUACUUAGUAAAUUCCUCCUAUCUAACGAAUCUCAUCAAUUCGUUGACGGCCAAACCACAAACGGUAAUGCCAUGCACUAAGGUACUACUGGUACCUAGACUCAAGGGAGACUAACAGCAAUGACAUAAGUAUACAAUGCCGAAAACUAAACGCAAUAGUUAAGUUAAAAUCUAAUUUCUUAGAAAAAAAAUGACCAAGAGUGAACAGGAAGCGGAGUGCGACACGAUAUGCUACAGUGAACUUAUUAGAUACUCAAAUGUAACCUACUUUUCUUCACAACCUAACCGAUCUCACGACUUAACACCUAUUUCCUAAAAAUCGCCCCUUAAAGUAAUCUCUCUACUCCGAAAAGAUAAAAGAACUGUCUGUCGGUGCAUUUUCAUAGCAUGCAACUCUUUAUUAUUUGCCCUUUGUCAUCAGUACUUACAUCUAAGUACUCUGCACCAACAUAGUUUCGGUAGACCCGAUAUGGUAAUGCUCAACAGGCAACACCAUGAUCAUCCCCUCGUGACCAGAUAAAGGGUGGUGGUCCUAAGAAAAAAAAAAACCACGAAUUUCACCUAAAUGUUUAUAACUUCAUCAUACGCUUGUACAUAGGUAUAUAACAAGUUAAUACCUGGUCAAAUAUCCUCUAAUCUUUCUAUUUCGUAGUGAUAUCUUCAGCUUCAGACUGACUUUCAUUACUGUCGUGCGCACCUUCAUCUUCUUCCACCUAAGCUUACCUCUAAACAGUUGGUUCUGGACACUUCCUCAAAUUUACUUAACCAGUCCUGCAUUCAAAUGGAAUCCUACAAAUCGCAUUCGUCAGCGGGAAAUAUUGCCACCGAAACCUGAUGACGAACGCGCACACCUCAAGGUCAUGACUGUGAUGCGGCCUCACCUUCAAGAAUAUUGGAUGAUUCAAACGAUGACCGGAUAAUCUUCAAAUUCGAACUGAGCCUGCUUCAACAUGCCUCCUAUAUGCCAUAAAUCACAGCAUCUAAUGUAUAGCAUAACAUUGUACAUAAUAGUCAUCUCUCAUUACCAAAGUGAUCAAACCUGUAAACUGGUUUGUAUUCAUGUAACCUUUGUUGUAUGAAAUAUAUUAUUAAAUUACUUUUGUAGCUACGGUAC